Messenger RNA from Amaranthus tricolor (Joseph's coat), 2988 nucleotides. RefSeq names its product pentatricopeptide repeat-containing protein At2g27800, mitochondrial. Gene Ontology annotation, molecular function: protein binding. Lineage: Eukaryota; Viridiplantae; Streptophyta; Magnoliopsida; Caryophyllales; Amaranthaceae. The record is from RefSeq and is a predicted model, not a curated record. The coding region runs from base 714 to 2024 and encodes 436 amino acids. The transcript is spliced from 7 exons.
UAUUUUAAAAUAAAGUCUCAUUCCGUCCUUCAAAUUUAUCGUACCCCAAAUCUCUUAAAAAGAGGGUAAAACAGUAUGUAAACAGGGUUUUGACCGUUCCCCAUCUCUACUUCUUACCUGGGUGUAUAAUCCUUCGUCAGUCCGUCGUUACACCCUCUUUUCUGUAUCCUGAGUUGUCGUCUAUUAUCGGCUCGUUGAAGCAGGGUUGAUUGGGGAAGGGAUGGCUAUAUGAGAAUCGAACUAGGACCUUGCCAAGAAACAGAGGCGUAUGUACAUUAAAUAAACGAUCCAUUGUGUUUUUGACUAGAAAGUGGAAAUGCGACAUUAAUAUUAAAUGACAUUUUGUAGACAGUUAACACAUUCAGCCUCCAAUUAUCAUUGACUUAAACUCCUUCCGUCCUCCGCCUUGUGUUGUCUGCAGCCGUCGCUCAGUCACCAUCAACUGUCUGCCGCCUAAUUCGACAACCACUUGUUGCCGCUGCCUGUGUAUACAUGUUCACUUGGCUGUUUAUUUCCAGAAUCUUGUCAUCAAAAUCAAGCUUUUUUUGGGGCUGUCUCUGUUUGAAUUCAGUUAUUUUUAUCUACAGCAAGCAUCUUCUUUUCUUUGCCAAAGUGAAAAGGGUUCUAUUCUAUUUUGGAAAUGAAUAACUGGCAAGUAAACAUUUAUAUGUAUUUAUAGCAUUGGAUGUUCGUGAACCCAAAAUAAAUUGGAAAUGUACUCUGCAAGAUCAAUUCUCAUCUCAAAUCUGAGGCUGUACAAUUGUGGUCAGUCUAGGUGUUUAACAUUUAUAUUUUCUGGUUCUUUUCAUCAACCUUGUUUUACCAGUCUCAAGCCACCUAAUGGAGCAAUCAAUGCCAAUGCCCGAAUUGCUAGUUCUAAUAUCAUCCCGUCCAUUGUCAUCCAUUCACAUUAUUCUAAAUUGAACUGCACCAGCUUGUUGUGGUAUUCUUCCAAGUCCCAUAGACCAUUUUUUCGAGCUUAUAGGAAACGGGUUAAUAAAAGGCUUAGACUAGCUAAAAAAACUGUGCUUAAUGAGGAUCGAUUUAACAAGGCUAUAUCCCAACUUCCUGCAAGGUUUAGUGCUGAUGAUUUGCAUAAUGUCAUUGCUUUGGAAGACGAUCCUUUGGUGUGUUUAGAACUUUUUAAUUGGGCAUCAAAGCAACAUAGAUUUAAGCAUAGCGUAAAUACUUACCACAUUACCAUUCAAAAGCUCGGGGUUACCGGGAUGAUUGAAGAGAUGUAUAGUAUUGUUGAUCAACUCUUUGAUCUUCCUCAUUUUGGUUCAGAAGUUCUAUACAAUACUGUUAUUUACUACUUCACUAAAGCCCGAAAGCUGAGCAGAGCCAUUACUGUGUUCAAGCACAUGAAGAAGUCCAAAAUUUCAGAUUGCAUGCCAUCAAUUAGGACCUACAACUUUUUGUUUGCUGCUUUUGUUAGUCGUCGUAGGGAUACAUACAUCAAUCACUGGUACAUGGGUACUAUGGAGUGCCUUUUCAGACAAAUGUUAAAUGAUGGAAUUGAGCCUGACAUUUUCUCCCUUAAUUCUAUGAUACAAGGGUAUGUGCUUUCAAAUCAUAUUAAUGAUGCCUUGAGGAUAUUUCACCAGAUGGGUGUCGUUUAUAGCUGUCCCCCCAAUGCUCUCACUUAUGAUCAUCUUAUUCAUGGACUAUGUGCUCAAGCCCGGACUAAAAAUGCUAUGGAUUUACUUGGUCAGAUGAAGGAAAAGGGCUUUGCUGCAAGUGCUAAAACAUACAACUCUCUUGUGAAUGCUUUGGCCAUUGGUGGUGUGGUUCAGGAAGCUCUACAUGUUUUGCGGGAGAUGACUGAAAAGCAGAUUCCAUCUGAUCUUAUUACAUACAAGACACUUCUGGACGAGUUUUGCCGGAAAGGAAGAGCUUCAGAGGCGUUGAGUAUUGUAAAAGAGUUGAAAGAGAAACACCUUGUUGAUUCAAUUAAUUACAAAAAUCUGCUACGUGCUGUCAAAGAAGAAUUUGCAAGUAAAAGGAAUGAAGGAUUCCAAUAAUGGGAAGGUUAAUUUUUAUCCGUGGUUGUCAUGCAAUUUUUCUAUAGGUUAGUUUGACCUAUUGUCGGGAUGUUGCUAGAAUUAUGUUACUGGGUUUUUGGUUGAAUCUUCAGCUGGAUAUGCUGGUGUGAUGGACCAUCUUUGAAGUUAAUGUAUAUUAAUACUCCUGCAUUCAGUAGUAAUAUUCCUUUUCCCCUCAAGCCAAGAUCCAAGGGCCCCAUUUUGGCCUGAAAUAGCCAUGCAGCUCUGCCUCUGAUGAUCUGAUCUGCUCUAAACCUGCCCAAUGUAAUGGAUGAGGAACUAGAUGCCAUGAACGUUGUUCACCCUCAGCAAGAAGAAUAUGUAUUGCUUAAUCUUGAUGCUGUUUGUGGCCAAGUUGACAUUACUCCUUACGACUUACGAGCCCUACAUUUUAUCUGAUUUGGAUACAGCCAUCCCAAUUAUGACCAUAGGAGACAAACUGAAGCUGAUAGGAGAAUAUGAAGAAACUACAGGGACAUGCUUAAUCUUUCCGAAAAGGAAAAAGCACCUUUGGUUCACGAAGAAACUGGAUCUUCGGAAGCUAACCUUUCAAGUGUGCGUGUAUAGUUGACACCAAUCAAAGUCCGUUUAAAGAAAUCAAGCCUGUUACAUUCGUCCAUAAAAUUCUGAAAUUCAGAUUACCGUUGUAUUCUGAAAGGCAAGAAGUUUUAAUAGAGAAUCCGCGGGAUGAAAUUUUAAGUGAAGCAAAGCGAUGCGAUGCAAGUAGGAGAAAUUAAUUAUAUUGCUUAGGUUGAUCUGGAGCAACAAUUUAUGUUAGCUUUUGAUUGUAUUUGGCCUUAUGCCCUUUGUUAUAAAGAGCGAUUUGUAUAUUCGAGUAUGAUUGUACGUAAUCUUAGUACAAUUAUUUAAUUUAUAUGUAUAAUGCUCUUACCAAACAACUAAAAAAAUCUCAUUAAAUGAGUUUCAAUUGAAAGUCAUUCUA